Messenger RNA from Folsomia candida, 3237 nucleotides. RefSeq names its product UDP-GalNAc:beta-1,3-N-acetylgalactosaminyltransferase 1. The coding region runs from base 1197 to 2717 and encodes 506 amino acids. NCBI's taxonomy places the organism in Eukaryota, Metazoa, Arthropoda, Collembola, Entomobryomorpha, Isotomidae. The transcript has 6 exons. Gene Ontology annotation, cellular component: membrane. Gene Ontology annotation, molecular function: hexosyltransferase activity; UDP-glycosyltransferase activity. The record is from RefSeq and is a predicted model, not a curated record.
CAAACAGUGUAGAAAAGUCUCCCUGUAGCAAGCAGGAAAUGAAAUCAUAAAUAAAAUAAUCCACCCAACCCAAUCAAAGUGUUCCAGUUUUCCUUGCCUCACCAAAUUUGCUUCACUUUAUUGCCCUCCACUUUUUAUCCCAUUCGUCUUCAUGUCACACGCCACAAACGAGGUAUAAAAGUUAACCUUAUCUGCCAAAGUCACGAAACCCUGAGUGAAUCCUUCAUUCUUCCGCACAAACCCCGAUUUCCCGACUUAUGCAAUACUUUGGGUUCGGGCGAUCCCCUUUCCCCACAACAAGUCGAAAAAUAUAUAUACACAUUCGUGUAUAUCCCACCAAUCUAACCAUCCUUCAUCACACAAUAAAAAAUGUGCUAGGCUUGAUGGUCGACCAAGUGGAGCUGGAACGGAACAAUGCUAAUAAGACUACCCGGUUUUCCAUUGUGUGCGAAAAUGGAAUAAAAUAUUAGUCUAAAACGAGAGGGAGAAAAGACCAAGCACCACCGGACGUUCAAUUCAUAGCUUAUUUAGCUCACCUUUCUCUCUCUCUUGGUCCUGCCUAUUUUAGAACAAACUUGCCACAACGUAGUGAUAAAAAUACCAACACUAACAUUUAAUAAUAAAGGAGAGAAUCGAUACGAAGAAGCAGCAACAACAAAAUGGACAAUUCAUCAUCAAAUCCAUUAAUGGACGGACAUGAACAUUGGACUUUCACCAACUGAGUGGAGUGUGACACAUCACACAUAGCAUCACGCUUCUUCCGUCAUUGGAUUCGGAUAAAGUUGACGUCGACAUUUGCCGGUGUUUUAAGCGUGCUUCCGGAGUCGAUUAAAUGUCAGUCUUCUAGUCCAUAUCGACUGUCAAAAUCUAUCAAAAUAUCAAUAACAGGAACCCAGAGCUUUCUGCACUGUUAGUUGCACUGUUAGUUGUCAGUAUAUGAGAUCAACUCAAUAGUGACACUCAAUCUAAAAUCGAUCCAUCCAGAGGUGGGGGAGAACGGUAGUGAAGAAUUAUUAUUGGUAUUGAUUGACCGAUUAAAUUGAAGGAGCCGAAACGAACUAUAUAAUAACGACUCGACUACAUACUACAUACUACUGCCCAGGCCUGCACUGGUUCCAAACACACAAUAAAAAAUGCAAUGACAGGACAGAAGAAGAGCACUUUAGUGAAGAAGGUAAUCAGAACAUUCUCCAAACAUGACGAAACUACUUCCUGUCCCACGUCGGUUUCGAUUUUGGGCAAUCAGAGAAAGCAGACGCAUUGCAUGGACUCUAUUCCUCUUGGUGUGUCUCGUAAUCUGUAUUGACAGCUUUGGAUUUGUCAAGUUCUAUUUCGAAAGAGACUUUGAGACAGAAUUCAACUACCCAUUAAAUGUUCCCAACUUUCCAGAGUUGGUGAAGAGCUUUGGGAAAGGGGAGCAAGUUAAUAUCCACCCAAUUAAUCAAAACUAUUCUAGAAUAAAGUUUUUAGACAAUGAAAACGCAAAGUGUGUCGAGGAAGACCCUAUCGGCCUAUUGAUCCUUGUAAAAUCAGCUCCAAACUAUUUUGACAAGAGGGCAGUGAUUAGAGCCACAUGGGGACAUCCAAGCUAUCUCCAAAAUAUUUCUCGUUCAAUAUCUCACACGUCUCCAUUGAUUUCAUGCCUCCAGCAAGGAGCUGGAAGAAACAAGAGAUCAUUCGAUCCUUUAAUAAAACCAGUGUUUCAAAUUAAAUUAGUGUUUCUAAUUGGUCAGCAGAAUCAUGAGUCUACCAGUGCUCGAAAUGUACUCCCAACCAUGACGACGACAACUACUCCCCUUCCUUCAGACAUUCUUCUUGCUCAGUUGGAUAACUCAAUCGAAUCUCAAUUAUUAAAAAACAAUAGAAAAGACAAAGCCCCAAGCCAAACAAUUGCAGCUUUGCUCCAACAUUCUCAAGCCAAAAAGAGACUUACAAAGGACGAAAGCAAUUUCAACAAAAUCUAUAAUUUUAGAGAAAGCUCGGUUGACGAUGAAAUACUCAAACAUAACGAUAUAGUUAGGGCUGAAUUUAUUGACUCGUAUAUUAAUAAUACUUUUAAAACAAUGAUGGGGAUUCGGUUUGCCGUUGAAAAGUGCUCGAACUUUCAAUUUGUUUUCCUUGUCGAUGAUGAUAUGCACAUCAAUAUAAAAAACUUGGUUCGAUACUUGGAAUAUCCGAGAGAAUAUCCAUUCGUCAACAACAAUGUUAAUUUCAACUCCAACGAAGAAGGGGUUCAUAAAAAAACUCAUUGUAAUACUCUAGCAGCCAACAACUUGUAUGCAGGAAAACUUUUAACAACAACCAGACCAGUUAGAUACAAAUUAGUUUCCAAGUGGUACUUAUCCCUGGAAGAGUGGAAAUACAACCUGUUUCCACCAUACUUGCCUGCCGCAGCAAUCCUAAUGUCAAAAUCUGUAGUGCAAGAUUUUUAUUUUGCAUCUUUUUACACUGAACAUUUUCGAUUUGAUGACGUCUACCUUGGAUUGUUGGCAUACAAAAUGAACAUUACUCCAACGAAUUCCAAUUAUUUCUAUGUUUGCCACAGCCCAAAUGGAAGAUGUCCUGAUUCUAAUGCGGACUCUGGUCAUACUGUUCUGACAGCCAAUUCUUACGAGGAUCCCAUGAAAUAUGUCAUAGCAAGACAUGGGCUUAACAGCGUGGAGGAACUCUAUUCAUUUUGGCAAGAACAAAAGACGAAUGGCAAUUUAGAUUUGUAACUAUUGUCCUGUAAUAGACGAUGAUGAGGCUGAUCAAUUAUGUAUUUAUUAUAAACUGUGAUAAGUAAGUUACCUGUGUAAUAUUACCCAUACCUCCAAUAGGGAUGCAAAUAUAUGUAAGCUAUACUUAAUUAGUAAAACCGUUAAUACUGCAUUAUGUUUAUGACUGAAAAAUAUGCAACAUAAAUACCAUCUGCACAACAAAUGGUGACUGACUAAUUUGUACAAUUAUUGUAUAUAAUGGAAAAGCUGUGACAAGGACUCUUGCCAGUGAUGAUUUCUGUGUCAAACUUUUUUAUAUGUACUUGCAGGCAUUUAAAUACGUUUUAAACUUUUAAGUGUAGGUAUUUAAAUCUCUAAUAGAACUACUACACAUAUUGGGAUUAUUUUUUCGUAAUCCCAGCUAAAGAAUAUAUGGAUUUGUUAAACAAGCAGUAUGCAUACAUUUUCCAAGUUCUUGUGUAUUGUGCUUCAUGUGAUUUUUGAGAAUAAUUAAAUAAAUCUAUUCUGCUUGGCUAUA